GCUGAGGAGACUGAGGUCCAUAAGUGCCCAGUAGCCAAGGGCCUCUAUGGUUUUUGCUGCACAUACCGCUUUGUGGUAUGUUUGUGGUUUGUGGUUUCAGUAUACCUACAGGCAGAUGUACUACCACACUUAACCCGAUUUUCUAGGAUUUUCCAGAAAGAGACGGUCAACUUUCUGGCUAUCAAAGAGCAGGUUCCAGUGACUAUGGCAUGCCUGAAGAACAUCAAAGAUGCAGGUGAUGCACAGCCCCCUCGCUCAUUCUUGGCCCGACUGCAUAGUGACCUUGACAACCCUGCAGGAUUGGGUGCAUUUAACAUCAUCGAUGAGGAGGAAAGGGAGAGGAGAGGUAGAGGCCAGGUGAAGCCCACAAGAGAGGUUCUUUGGUCCCGGUACAGGACACAGGUAAUGGAACCCUAUCUUGAUGGCCUCCAGGACAGCCUUGACAGAAGGUUCCAAAACCUCAAUAUCAUGGGAGCCUUUCACGUGUUGGGGCCCCAAGCAGUCAAGCAUGAUGAUUCCAUCAACUUGGAAAACAUCAAAACCCUGUCCACCAAAUUCCUUAAGCAGCAUAUGCUGACUGGUGCAUUCAAGGAUAUGGACCAGCUUACCAUAAUGAGCAAACUGUCAUCCCAGCACGAUGAGUGGUAUCAAAUCUACCCCUCCCUCAGUAAGCUGGCAGCCAUUGCCCUUACAGUGCCAAUCUCAAGUGUCAACUGUGAGAGAGAUUUCUCCAACAUGAAUAAGGUGAAAACAGACUUAAGGAACAGGCUGCAGGGGGACCAUCUAGCAGCAUGCAUGCUGCUCAGCAUCAAUGGGCCACCUCUUUCUGAAUUCCCCUAUAACCGAGCCUUGGAGUUAUUUUUCCAAAAACCAAGAAAAAUUAAAUGCACACAGCAAGAAGAUGCAAUUUGUUCGAAGUUCAGACAGACCUUCCCCCACUGCUAAAAAAAAUCCUAAAGGAAACACUGAUACGAUACUGAAGACCAUCAACACCCGGUUCGACCUACUAGAUGAGAAGUUCGCCUCUCUCCAGUCGUCACACAACAGCCUGUAUGUCUACCUUUGGCAGUUUGGAACGGUAGAGGGGCACCCGGCUUGUUAAGUUGAAAAUGUUAGGUUGGUUAGAGAUGUGUUUACAAGCCAUGCGACCGGUGGCCCUCAGUCAGUAUAUGAGGGGGGAAAAGAUACU
This is a messenger RNA of Perca fluviatilis (European perch), 1189 nucleotides long. RefSeq lists its product as uncharacterized. Gene Ontology annotation, molecular function: protein dimerization activity. The record is from RefSeq and is a predicted model, not a curated record. NCBI's taxonomy places the organism in Eukaryota, Metazoa, Chordata, Actinopteri, Perciformes, Percidae. The transcript is spliced from 5 exons. The coding region runs from base 205 to 945 and encodes 246 amino acids.